Messenger RNA from Eimeria mitis, 1380 nucleotides. RefSeq lists its product as uncharacterized. Bases 1 to 1380 code for a protein of 459 amino acids. Gene Ontology annotation, molecular function: inward rectifier potassium channel activity. Gene Ontology annotation, biological process: potassium ion import across plasma membrane; regulation of monoatomic ion transmembrane transport. NCBI's taxonomy places the organism in Eukaryota, Apicomplexa, Conoidasida, Eucoccidiorida, Eimeriidae. The record is from RefSeq and is a predicted model, not a curated record. The transcript has 11 exons. Gene Ontology annotation, cellular component: plasma membrane.
AUGAAGCUUCACUCCCAAAGACAUGAUGGAAUGCAGCAUAUGACGCCCAACGAAUGGGGGUCCACUGUGCGGGUCCGUUCGUUCCACGUGGAAUUCCCAGAAGACGAGGAGACACCAGUGACACACACGUUGUCUUUCCAGAGGGACUUCGUCCGAAGGGACGGGGGACUUAACCUUGAACACCGUUUUCGACGGUCUGGUGGAUAUGUUGAGUUCCUCAUUAACGACAGGUUUCAUGCAAUACUUGCCCUUCGAUGGCUGCCGCUUGUUGCCCUCGUCUUCAUCACGGUGGUCAUCUGCGCUGCAACUCUAUCACUGGCGUUACUUCUUGCCACUGGAGGGAAUGCAGAUAAGUGCCUCGGAAAUUCGAAUUCAAACUGGGAUUACUUCUUCUUCGUCGUCGAGACCAUGUUCGCAAUCGGCUAUGGAAGUCCCAGGUACCCUUCAUGCCGUGUCUCCAGCUUCAUGGUAACCCCAAUCGUUGUCACGGGCGUGCUGCUGAAUUCACUAAUUUUGGGUCUUGUCUUCCAAAAGUUUUCAUCCGCGGCAAGAAGGAAAUGGGCCCUAGCAUUCACGCAGAGACUGGUCGUCUCAAUCCACCGGUCCUCGUCGCCCAGCAACACUUUCGUCGUGAACGAGGGCGCUUCUUCGCCAUCAAGCCACCACCGUACAGCGUCGGGAAGCUCCAUCCAAUACCCAUCCGGCUCACCCAGUGCUCCGUUGCAGGAGCCGCUGCUUGUUGGCAUACCUGAAGAAGAGUCGUCUUCUCCGAACGCAAGCGAAGGGCACACAUCCCAGAGCAGCGUGGACAAUGGUGUGCAGCAGUACCAACGAAACGCAUCGAGUCAUACGUACCUGGCUCGACCAUCGAGUGAUUCAGUGCUUAUUAAAGGCAACGAAGACGGCUCUAAAAACGAUUUGCCUGAGUCAACGCAGGGUCUACGGAUAUCGUUUCGCAUGUUGAACAUUACGGAGACAUCAUUUUUCAAUACGAAGCUCGCUCUAUUUUUUUUGGUGCACCGGCGAGGAGGGCUUUCAAUUCGUCAGUUUUCCAUGUUCCACACCGACACCCCACUGGAGUUCAUGGCGCUACCAAUUACUGUCACAGUCGACCAGCGUGACGUUGGAAGUCCCCUAAGAGAUAUUACGGAGGCGGAUUUACGAAAUCAUGGAGAAUGCUACGAGCUCCUCGCUCUUCUCUCCUUCACUGACAACAGGACAUCCCGCACCGUCGAAGUCAGCCGAAGCUGGCGGCUCAAUACUGCGGUUUGGGAUGAGCAUUUCGUUCCCAUCGUGCGUCAGUCUGGACCAGGCUCUACUCGAGCAUUCGAGAUCGACGUUGACAACCUCAGCACCACUCGAGCCCCAGUUGCGGAUUGA